AUGCGCCUCAUCAUCCCCAGCUUCCUGGCCCUGAUAGCCUCAGUCAGGGCUGCCGGCAUCGCUGUCGUAUUGAACAACUCACCAGAUCCCAUCUAUGUUUGGUCUGUCGGCGGCACAGUCGGUCCUCGCCAUGACAUCAAAGCCGGCGGUAUCUACUGGGAAGAAAUGCAUCAUGACGAAAAGUCCGGAGGCAUUGCGAUCAAGAUGACGAAAGAGGCGGACGGUCUAAACUCCGGUGCUCCUCAGCAGGUGUGGGCAUACAACCUGGAUGGCGGGACGGUGUGGUACGAUCUCAGCACUGUCUUCGGGGCGCCAUUCGCGGGUAGCCGAUUAGAUGUUACGGGAGAUAAUGGGGGUAGCAUUGUGUGGCCGAAUGGGAUUCAUCCAGGAGGCAACCAGCUUACCAAAGCUCCGAGCGAGGGGAACAUAUUCUUUUCUAUCAACCCUGCCUGA
Alternaria ethzedia is the source of this 453-nucleotide messenger RNA. RefSeq lists its product as uncharacterized. Bases 1 to 453 code for a protein of 150 amino acids. Lineage: Eukaryota; Fungi; Ascomycota; Dothideomycetes; Pleosporales; Pleosporaceae. The record is from RefSeq and is a predicted model, not a curated record. The transcript is spliced from 2 exons.